AUGGAUUACACAACAAUUGCUAUGGUUGUUUCGAUAUUUUUUCUGAGCUUUAACCUUCUAAUCAAAUCUCAUAUAGGACUCGCUAAGAAAAAAUCACAUAACCUCCCUCCUGGACCUAAACCGAUACCAAUUUUUGGCAACAUUUUCGGUCUUGGUAAAAAGCCACAUCGAACCUUUACCAAUCUUACCAAAAUCUAUGGCCCUUUGAUGAGAGUAAAGUUAGGAAGUGUCACAACUAUUGUGGUGUCUUCUGCAUCCAUUGCUAAAGAAAUGUUCCUUAAAAACGAUCAAGCACUCUCUAGUCGAACAAUUCCAGAUUCGGUAAGAGCAUGUGACCAUAGCAAGUUUUCUUAUGCAUGGAUUCCCAUUUCUCCAAAAUGGCGAAAUCUUAAAAAAAUCUCUGUCAUCCAAUUGCUUUCAAACAAGCGUCUUGAUGAUAGCCAAGAACUUAGACAAGCCAUGAUUAAACAACUUCUUGCAUAUGUGCAAAAUUGUUGUAUAAAAAUGCAAUCUAUUAAUAUUGGAAAGGCAGCAUUUACCACCACACUUAACCUAUUAUCAAACACAUUAUUUUCAAUGGAACUUGCUAGCUAUGAGUCUAGUUCUUCCCAAGAACUUAAGGACCUUGUGUGGAACAUUAUGUUAGAAAUGGGUAGGCCUAAUUAUGCUGAUUUCUUCCCAAUUCUUGCCUAUAUUGACCCUUUUGGAGUACGACGUCGUAUGGCUAGUUGUUAUAGUAAGCUCUUGGAUUUAUACAAAGAGAUCAUUAAUGAAAGGCAAAAGAUUCGAUCCACUAAUCAUCAGCUUGAUGCAAAACCAACAAAUGAUAUUUUAGACAUUCUUCUCAAUCUCCACCAAGAGAAUGAAUUGAGUAUGGAUGAUCUUCUUCAUCUACUAGUGGACAUAUUUGAUGCUGGAACAGAUACUACUGCAAAUAUAUUAGAGUGGGCAAUGACAGAGCUAAUAAAAAAUCAAAAUAUUAUGGAUAAGGUUCAAAUUGAAAUUGAGGAGGCUCUUGGAAGAGAUCAUUCAAACAUUCAAGAAUCUGACAUCUCAAAACUUCCGUACUUGCAAGCUAUCAUCAAAGAAACUUUUCGUUUGCAUCCUCCAACAGCGUAUCUAUUACCCCGAAAGGCAAAUAGUGACGUAGAGUUAUGUGGCUACACUGUGCCAAAGAAUUCUCAAGUCCUUGUAAGUCUCUGGGCCAUUGGCCGUGACCCAAAUAUAUGGAAAGAUCCAGAAGUAUUUUCUCCUGAAAGAUUUUUGGAUAGUGACAUAGAUUUUAAGGGACAAAAUUUUGAACUCUUACCUUUUGGAGCAGGUAGGAGAAUAUGUCCUGGAAUUUCCUUGUCAUAUAGAAUGUUGAGUUUGAUGAUGGCAAAUCUUCUUUGCAACUACAACUGGAAACUUGAAGAUGGUAUGCAUCCUAAUGAUUUAGACUUGGAUGAGAAGUAUGGAAUGACAUUGCAAAAAGCUAAUCCUCUUCAAAUUAUUCCCACCCCUCGGAAUAAUUAA
Molecule: messenger RNA, 1515 nt
Organism: Amaranthus tricolor (Joseph's coat)
Lineage: Eukaryota; Viridiplantae; Streptophyta; Magnoliopsida; Caryophyllales; Amaranthaceae
Product: cytochrome P450 76AD1-like
Exons: 2
Coding region: 1-1515 (504 amino acids)
Molecular function (GO): monooxygenase activity; oxidoreductase activity, acting on paired donors, with incorporation or reduction of molecular oxygen; iron ion binding
Source: RefSeq, a predicted model, not a curated record